Messenger RNA from Boleophthalmus pectinirostris (great blue-spotted mudskipper), 1774 nucleotides. RefSeq lists its product as uncharacterized. The record is from RefSeq and is a predicted model, not a curated record. The coding region runs from base 17 to 1501 and encodes 494 amino acids. Lineage: Eukaryota; Metazoa; Chordata; Actinopteri; Gobiiformes; Gobiidae. Gene Ontology annotation, molecular function: nucleic acid binding. The transcript has 2 exons. Gene Ontology annotation, biological process: DNA integration.
ACGAGAGAGGGCACCCAUGGGCAGCAUAACAUCCAGUUCCCCACUUGAGCUUGUUUGCAUUGAUUUUCUGCACUUAGAGUCCUGCAAAGGGGGGUUUGAGUACAUACUUGUGGUGGUGGACCAUUUCACCAGGUUUGCCCAAGCCUACUCCACCAAGAACAAGGCAGCUAAGACAGCAGCAGACCGCCUCUUCAACGAUUUCAUCCCCAAAUUCGGCUACCCCUCCAAGCUUCACCACGACCAGGGUCGCGAAUUUGAGAACGAGUUGUUUAAGUCACUCAGAGAGCUUGCUGGUGUUGGGCACUCAAGGACAUCUCCCUAUCAUCCCCAGUGUAACCCCGUUGAAAGACUGAAUCGCACCCUGUUGCAGAUGCUACGCACAUUGGGAGAGAAAGAGAAACAAAACUGGAAGGAGCAUUUGCCUCACAUCAUCCACGCUUAUAAUUGUACUAAGCAUGAGGCCACCGGAUUUUCUCCGUAUUACCUGUUGUAUGGCCGACAUCCUCGCCUCCCAGUGGAUCUUCUUUUUGGCCUCAUGACAGAAAAUGACACAGAGACACCACAUGGAUAUGCAGAGAAAUGGAAAGGGAGAAUGACAGAGGCCUAUCGCAUUGCAAGUGCAAACAGCCAACAGUCAAGCUCCAAAGGGAAAGCAAAUUACGACAAAAGGUGCAAAGGAGUAACAUUUCAGACUGGGGACAGAGUCCUUGUGCGUAAUCUGGGUGAAAGAGGUGGCCCGGGCAAACUAAGGCCCUACUGGGAACAUACAGUCUACAUCGUAAGGGAGCAGGUUGGUGACAACCCCGUCUAUAAAGUAAGCCCUGAAGUAGGAGGCCGUCCUGUCCGCACCCUACACAGGAACCUGCUGCUACAAGUAAAUGACUUGCCAGUUGAUGUUGUCCAGAGUGAAGCCACCAAGCCACACAAGAGAAACCAAAAGUCCGCAGGAAGACCAAACGCACCAGACCAGACACGCACCCCAGAGGCAAGUGACUCAGAAGAAGAGGAACAAUUCUACUGGUUCCGGGUACCCAGAUAUUCUCAACAGAGCCAUCAGCCAGUUGAACCAGUCCGCAGUGAGCCACAACGCAGACCUGGUCCAAGUCAGACACGACAAGUAGAACAGACACACAACCACCCUGAACAAAGAGACACUGAUACAGAAGAGGAACAUGUUACACAAAGACAGGAUGGACAAGAUGCAGACCUAUUCCGACCCGAUGAGGACCAAGAAAUACUGCAGCUUCAAGAAGAAGUGAACAGCCCUGAGCAUGGCCCUCGCUCAGCCGCGAGUCCUGACCCAGAACCGGUACCCAGCUCUGAUCCAGGGCUUGACAUGCACCCGGAGUCACCACCCCGUCUGAGGCAGUCCACCAGGCAGAGACGACCCAACAUGGUCUUCACCUACCCAUCCUUGGGCCAGCCAGCCUACCAGACUCGUCCUACGGUGAACACAGUCAACGUCCAGUCUUCACUAUACCUCAGGAGAGAAGAUGCCUGAAGAUUAAGGACAUUUGUGAAAGACAUUCCAGAGACUUUUUUUGAAAAGAGACUUUAUUAGUUUAGGGGUUUGAGUUAUUUUAGUCAAGUGUCAGGAGCCACUUUUGUUGUUGGGGAGCGUGUGGUACACCUAAAAAUGUGUCACCACAUUUAAUAAUUGUUAUGGUAGCUAUCAUUAUCAUUAUUAUUGUUAUUGAUAAUAAUUUCUAAUAAUUUAGAGGAUAUAUUUCCUUUUUUUUGGCAUAAAUUCGUUGUACUGUGUGGAUGUUGGGGA